GUCGCUAAAGUGCGUUCCGGACCGACCUCAUGAUGGAGACGGAUAGUUGUUUGUCUUUCUCUUCGCGGUCAAACCGGACACCACCAGAGAACUCACCGGGUUUGGAGCAGCAUAGUUCCUCGGGUUCGUUUCUUCCCUGCGAGGAACUUCAGAAAACCACACACCUUCCUCUCGCGCACCGUCUGAGUCUCCGGGGUCAGGGUGACUUCUACAGCUCGAGCUCCAUGGGACGGUUUAAUGACGGCGCACCAGCGGACUUUACGCACCGGGCAGCUUCCACCAACCCUCGCGCCUCGCCCAACAAACAUAGCAAAUAUAUGGAAAAUAUUAAUCAGGACCAAAAGGGUUUAUCAAUAAGCGGGAAGGGCUCGUUUUAUGAAAACAACUCGGAGGCCAGAGAGAAGGUGGGUCCCAAGCCCAUGGGUUACCCAGUGAUUGGCUCAGACUGCUGCAUCAAGCUGAAGGAGCCAACCAAUGGUCUCCAAACAGGGGACUCGAUCGCAGACUCCAUCGACCUAUCAGGCAAGAACAAGAAGCGUCGUAACCGCACCACCUUCAGCACCUUCCAGUUGGAGGAGCUGGAGAAGGUGUUUCAGAAGACUCACUACCCGGACGUUUACGCCCGGGAACAGCUGGCCCUCAGGACCGAACUCACAGAGGCCCGUGUACAGGUGUGGUUCCAGAACCGGCGGGCCAAGUGGAGGAAGAGGGAACGCUACGGGAAGAUCCAGGAGGUGCGAAACCACUUUGCUGCUACAUACGAUAUCUCCACCUACCAGAUGCAGAGCAACCUGUGGCCAGGAGCGGGUGCAGGAGGGGGCGGGGGGUCCGGCGGGGGCGGUGUCCUGGGCCCUGACACCAUGUCUUCCUCCUGUAUGACCCCCUACCCCCACCCCCACAGCAAUCUCUCCUCCAUGGGCUUCAUGGGCAUGCCCCCGUCCUCCAGCCACCCCCACCACCCUCACCAUCACUCCCCACACCACCCUGCCAUCAACGGCCUCUAUUCCCUCCACAGCUUCCCUGGGUCCCUCGGGGGCCACUCCUUUGAGCCGGGGCCAGAGACCGAGUAUAAGCCAUCCAGCCUGGUGGCCCUGCGGAUGAAGGCUAAGGACCCUGGGAGUGUUCUGUCCUGGCAUACAUGACCACCACAGUGUCAGGGUCAGAGCCCUACUACUGACUGAGCCAAUGUACAAACACACACAUUCAAACUCAAUCUUGUAUACUAGCGACCCCAUGGAUAGUUAUGGCCACAUGUGUUUGUGUUCCUGCAUGUUGACAUAACAGCAGAAGUCAAAACUCUCUCCUGGGCAUUUCCAUGUAAAAGGACCAACAUUUUAAGUUAAUACGAACAGUUCAAAUUGGGUGUCAAAUAAAAGCUAAGAGUCUAUAUUUUGGGGAAAUUAAUGCAUAGAUACAUUUUUCAACCGUUUUCCAUCUAGAACAUUUGGCAUAUGUAAAGGCUUUGAUUUCUGGAUAAACAGAUGGAAAAGGGGUCUUAGAAGACAUCUUACCCAG
Coregonus clupeaformis (lake whitefish) is the source of this 1515-nucleotide messenger RNA. RefSeq names its product homeobox protein aristaless-like 3. Gene Ontology annotation, molecular function: RNA polymerase II transcription regulatory region sequence-specific DNA binding; DNA-binding transcription factor activity, RNA polymerase II-specific. The record is from RefSeq and is a predicted model, not a curated record. Bases 30 to 1142 code for a protein of 370 amino acids. Gene Ontology annotation, biological process: regulation of transcription by RNA polymerase II. NCBI's taxonomy places the organism in Eukaryota, Metazoa, Chordata, Actinopteri, Salmoniformes, Salmonidae. The transcript is spliced from 4 exons.